This is a messenger RNA of Aspergillus japonicus CBS 114.51, 465 nucleotides long. RefSeq lists its product as uncharacterized. Bases 105 to 368 code for a protein of 87 amino acids. Lineage: Eukaryota; Fungi; Ascomycota; Eurotiomycetes; Eurotiales; Aspergillaceae. The transcript has a single exon. The record is from RefSeq and is a predicted model, not a curated record.
UGAUCAUCGUCGCGCAUCGCCGCCGCUUUCUCCCUUCCCGCCUGACCCUCAAUCCGAACCUUCGUGUCUACCUGACCCUCUUGACACCUCUGACAUGGUUGCCAAUGAUAUGUUCCCACCUUGUUCUCGACUGUGUUGUUAUCUUGCAUUCACUGAGUUGCUUCGCUCCAUUUAUCUCUUGGCAUCGGCGUUUGUACAUUACCACAUGUGUGGCAUAUUUUAUUCCUGCCUCUUUCUUUCCUUUCCUGCACCUCAAGGAUGUAUUAUUUGAGCGGACAAAGCUUUUUUCCCCUAUUUUCUCAUUGUUGUUUCUGUGUCAAAUCCUCUAUCUCUAUUUUAUUAGACAUUUUCCCAUCCAUAUUAGAUGAGUUUCGUGGGUUGGUGGACAACUAUUAUCCUCUUUGACGAUCAUUGCGUACAUAGAUUGAUGCGAAAAUUUUAAAUGCGAUUUUUGGGGUCUCAUAC